CGCGCCGGCAGGAGGGCGAUGGUGGCGGCGUGAGGGGCGCUGCGACUCGCGCUGUCUGCCCGGCCGGCGCGGAGAGCGGCGGGGGAGCGGUGCUCGCCAUGAGGCUGCGGGAGGACGGGGACAGCCGCAGGGCGCUGCCGGCGGCGGGGCUGCUGCAGUAAUGGGCAGCGGCAGCGCUGACUCUCGGCUGCCGUGUGGUGCCAGCGCGCCCGCCCGGCGGGACCGCCCGCGAGGAGCCGGCGGCAGUCCUGCAGUCCUCCCUUCAUCUGCUGUGUGAAGAAUGAUGAUUCCAUGAGAGAACUUCCUCUCCAUUACCCGUCUACUGCUACUGCAUGCUGCUCCUGACCAGUGAUGAGCCAUUCCGCUAGACUGGGAUUUACCCUGAGGAGGGGAGAGGCAGAAUAUGAAUUGUAGACAUCCUGUCAAGUUUCUCCCACACUCUUUUUACUGUGUCUGUAUAUAAACCUGUAUCAAGCACACACGCUCUUUGAAACCUCCGUUGGGAUCCACGCAGUUGCUGCUGUGUAAGAGGACUGGUAUUUCUCACCACCAUGGCUUCAGUUUGGAAAAGACUGCAGCGUGUUGGGAAACAUGCAUCCAAGUUCCAGUUUGUGGCCUCUUACCAGGAAUUGAUGGUUGAGUGCACCAAAAAAUGGCAGCCAGAUAAACUAGUGGUGGUUUGGACAAGAAGAAGCAGAAGAAAAUCCUCUAAGGCACACAGCUGGCAGCCUGGAAUCAAGAACCCAUACCGUGGGUUGGUGGUGUGGCCUGUACCUGAAAAUGUUGAAAUUACUGUGACUCUCUUCAAGGAUCCUCACGCUGAAGAGUUUGAAGACAAGGAAUGGAUGUUUGUCAUAGAGAACGAAUCUCCUUCUGGACGUAGAAAAGCGCUUGCCACCAGCAGCAUCAACAUGAAGCAAUAUGCCAGCCCCAUGCCUACACAGACAGAUGUCAGGUUAAAAUUCAAGCCUUUGUCUAAGAAAGUGGUAGCUGCCACACUACAGUUCUCCUUAUCUUGUAUUUUCCUGAGGGAAGGAAAAGCCACGGAUGAAGACAUGCAAAGCCUGGCUAGUUUGAUGAGUAUGAAACAAGCUGAUAUUGGUAACCUAGAUGAUUUUGAGGAAGACAAUGAAGAAGAUGAAGAAAACAGAGUGAAUCAAGAGGAAAAGGCUGCAAAAAUUACAGAGCUUAUCAAUAAGCUUAGUUUUCUGGAUGAAGGGGAGCAAGACCCGGCCAACUCCACCACAAACCCUUUUGGUGAUCCUGACACAGCAGAAUUAAAUCCGUUUGGAGACCCUGAUGUAGAAGAACUACACCCUGAAAGAGCUGCAUCUUCAAAGCCAGAAGAAAGUUUCUAUGUUGACAGUUACAAUCCCUUCAAGGAUGAAGAUGCUCCAGAGUACUUAAACCCAUUUGAUGAGCCGGAUCAUCCACCUGAAGCACCUGGAAGUGUAAGAGAUUCUCCUCCACAACCUGCAAAAAGGAAAAGCAUCAGACCAGUGGAUAUGAGCAAAUACCUCUAUGCAGAUACCUCUAAAGCUGAGGAGGAGGAGCUGGAUGAAUCAAAUCCAUUUUAUGAACCAAAAUCAAGCCCUGCUUUAAUUAAAGUUGCUCUGCAAGAACCAGAAAAGAAGAUGAAAAGAAAAGCUCCUGAACCCCCAAACCUCUUGCCAAAGACAGAGAUGGGCAUGGGUGAGAACAUGUCAGCAAUUCCUGCAUCAAGGGACCUUUCUUCCUCUCCUAAGCCAAGCCCAAUACCAAGUCCUGUUUUGGGGAGAAAGCCAAACGCUAGUCAGUCAUUGCUCGUGUGGUGCAAAGAAGUUACAAAAAACUAUAGGGGAGUGAAAAUUACCAAUUUCACCACGUCGUGGAGAAACGGUUUAUCCUUUUGUGCAAUAUUACAUCACUUUAGACCAGACCUAAUUGACUACAAGUCCCUGAAUCCUCAAGAUAUUAAAGAGAACAACAAAAAGGCUUACGACGGGUUCGCCAGCUUGGGAAUAUCGCGCUUGCUGGAGCCUUCGGACAUGGUUUUGUUAGCCAUCCCCGACAAACUGACUGUUAUGACCUAUCUCUAUCAGAUAAGGGCACAUUUCUGCGGCCAGGAGCUGAACGUGGUUCAGAUAGAGGAGAACAGCAGUAAGAGCACCUACAAAGUGGGGAACUACGAAACGGACACAAACAGUUCUGUGGACCAGGAGAAGUUCUACGCGGAGCUGAGCGACCUGAAGCGGGAGCCCGGGCUGCAGCCGCCGGACAGCGCUUUGGCUGACUUCGCCUCGCAGGACGACUCCGUGUUCGUCAACGACAGCGGCGUCGGCGAAUCCGAGAGCGAGCAUCAGACUCCUGAUGACCACUUAAGCCCGAGCACAGCUUCCCCUUCUUCACGCAGGACUCGAAGUGACACGGAUCCACAGAAAUCCCAGCAGAGUUCUGGAAGGACUUCCGCGUCUGAAGAAAUUGGGAAGUGUAGCAGCACAGACACAACACAAGUGCAGCCUGUGUUGGGAAGGAAGAAAUUGCUGAUAACUGACACUUUAGACUUCAGUGACUUAGCACAUGUCAGUGAUCAAAAAGAGGAUAUGUCUCCCACAGUUGCUUGUGAAGAUAACAACAAAAAGAGACACCAGAGCUUAGACAGUACCCCUGGUUUCUUGGAGCAAGAAAAGGUGGGAUGUAUAGGAUCCACAGAGAGCACAAGAGCAGAUCCCAGUUCACCUGUCACAAAACCAAGUUUAUCUCCUACUUCUAAGCCUGGAUACUCCUAUAAUAUGGAUACAGAUCUUGCAAAGAAACCACAUGCUUCUCCGAGGCAAACAGAAUCUGAUUCUGACAGUGAUGCCAGAGCAGCUUUAAAUCAUGCAGAUCAAACUGCAAAAACAGCCCAGCAACGUAUGUUGUCAAGACAGGAAGAACUUAAAGAACGAGCGAGAGUUCUGCUUGAGCAAGCAAGAAGAGAUGCAGCAUUAAAGGCAGGGAAUAAGCAACUAACCAGUACCCUCAUCCCAGCCCGCAAUAAGCAGCUGAACGAUCAGCAAGAUGAAGAGCGGCGUCGGCAGCUGAGAGAGAGAGCUCGUCAGCUAAUAGCAGAAGCUCGAUCUGGAGUGAAGAUGUCAGAACUUCCCAGCUACACUGAAAUGGCUGCAGAAAAGUUGAAAGAAAGGUCAAAGGCAUCUGGAGAUGAGGAUGAGGAUGAUGAUAAUAUUGAGAUAGAUACUAAUGAGGAGGCUCCUGAAUGCUCUGUUACUGGAGGUGGAGAUGAACUUACUAACCUAGAAAAUGACCUUGAUUCAACGGCAGAACAAAACAGUAAGUUGGUGGAUUUGAAGCUGAAGAAGCUCCUAGAAGCUCAGCCACAGGUGGCAAAUUCACUCUCCAGUGCUGCUCAGAAAACUGUAACAGAUAGCUCAGAGCAAGACAUUAAGAAUGGAACAGAGGAACAUCGUGCUGAGCGAUCACAAAAAGCAGCAGAACGGUUUAGAAAUCCCGUUGUGUUCAGCAAGGACUCGACCGUCAGGAAAACUCAGCUCCAGUCUUUCAGUCAAUACGUGGAGAGCAGACCAGAGAUGAAAAGGCAGAGAUCAAUACAGGAAGAUACAAAGAGAGGAAAUGAGGAGAAGGCUGCGAUAGCUGAGACUCAGAGGAAGCCAUCAGAAGAUGAAGUGCUUAAUAAAGGGUUCAAAGACACCAGUCAGUAUGUUGUAGGAGAAUUGGCAGCACUAGAGAAUGAGCAAAAGCAAAUUGACACCCGUGCCGCGCUGGUGGAGAAGCGCCUUCGCUAUCUCAUGGACACAGGAAGAAACACAGAAGAAGAAGAAGCUAUGAUGCAGGAGUGGUUUAUGUUGGUUAAUAAGAAGAAUGCCUUAAUAAGACGAAUGAACCAGCUUUCUCUUCUGGAAAAAGAACAUGACCUAGAAAGGCGCUACGAGCUGCUGAACCGGGAGCUGAGAGCAAUGCUGGCCAUUGAAGGUAAGGCAGUGCUGGGGGCCAGGGGGAAAGCUCUCACUGCUGGACAGGUUUGGCACCUGGGAGUGCCAAACGUGGAGGCUUCUCUGAAGCCCAUUGGUAAUGCUGAUAUUUGCAUCACUUUAAUUGAUAGUGCACAGCAAGUGUGCUGGGGCUGCAAUUCCAGUAUUAAGUUUUCUUUGGGAUUAAACGUGCGGGCAGCGCUGCGGCCGGAGGUGCUGCCCGCUAGGAUGCUCAGUGAUGUGGAGACGGUGGCUCCUUCCCGGCCGCUCAUCUGCAGGCACCGGGAGCUGAAUGGCCUCUUGGAGGCUAGAAAGUGUUCCUCUUGGACUGUUCCGACCGAGAAAGGCCGGAAGCCCCUCACUAAGAGGCCAAAGAAACCGCAGGUAAACGGGGUCCGUUUUCACCUCGCACCUCCCCGCGGUCCUGGCCGGCUGUUUGAGCCCGCUGCUCCUGUGCGCAAGGGCAAUGGAGAGCGCGGGUGGGUGGGGGAGAAAGCCAAAAGGACUGCACCCUCUCUCCCCUUCGGCUUCGGGAAGCGCGGCCGGAGAGGAGGAGGACUCCGCCGGGCCGGUGGCGAUGGCUUCUCCCGGUGUUACUGCGGAGCAUAUGGUGCGCUGUGUGAGAUUCCUGCAGCCGCUGGCCGUGGGGGAGCUCGGCGCGGCCGCGGAGGCGAGCGGGGCCGGCGCGCAUCCCGCGCAGCUCCUCACCGCGCCUCUUUCCGCAGGGCCGAGGAAGAGGACGAGCAUUUGGAGAGGACCCUCGAGCAAAACAAAGGCAAGAUGGCCAAGAAGGAAGAGAAAUGCGUUCUCCAGUGAGCGGCCUUCCCGCGGCGGCAGCAAAAUCGCAGCGCGGCUUUCUUACGUUCUUAGAAUGCCGACAUGAGACUGGGAAAAACAAAAACAAAAAAAAAGAAAAAUGUUUUGAAAAAAAAUUAAACUUUUUUCCAUUUUCUUAGGCCAUAUCUAGGCUGCGCCGGGCCCCACUCCGUUGUUUUUUUGUUUUCCAUUCAAGCGAACUCGCGUUGUCCCAUGAUUUCCUUGUGGGCUCAGCUCUCCUGCCGAAAGCGUUGGAAAUGGAAUCGCCGAGACCCCUGGCGUGCGGGCGAUGCCGGAGAUGGGCGGAAGGAGGAGAAGAAAUAGUCUAUCCUGGUUUCUGGAGCUGGAGGAGGGCUGAGUUUUGAAAUAAAAAUGUUUUUGUCGUAAUAGGAUUAGAGAGGGGGAUAUAGGAAAAAAAAAAAAAUCAUUGGGAAUGGUUUGAUCUAGUCCUGCCAUAUGUAAUACUUAAUAAGCUACCUACAUUUUAUAGUUAGGUCAGAUCCACCCCAGUUAUUAUUAAAAAUGUGCUGUAUUUA
Molecule: messenger RNA, 5320 nt
Organism: Onychostruthus taczanowskii (white-rumped snowfinch)
Lineage: Eukaryota; Metazoa; Chordata; Aves; Passeriformes; Passeridae
Gene: EHBP1
Product: EH domain binding protein 1
Exons: 26
Coding region: 552-4784 (1410 amino acids)
Molecular function (GO): protein binding
Source: RefSeq, a predicted model, not a curated record